GCGCCAUCCGCACGAUAACGGCACAGUUCAAUAUGCAGCUCUCACUUUCUUUAGCAUAUUCUGUGGCAUGCUUGUUUCAGGCUUUGCCAGCCUCAGCGCAGAACAUCUCAUGGCCUUGGCAGACGUAUAAAUCCAGUUCCCGCGAACCACCGUCUUUGAACAUCACAAAAUAUGGCCCGACUUCUCCUGGAUAUCUCUUUUUCGUCCAAAAUGGCAACUAUGCGCACAACUACAGUCUCUUUAUCAUGUCUGAUGAUAAUGAGCUCGUUUGGCAGAGCGCCCCACUUGGCGACUACGCCGCUUUCAAGGCUCAAACUUUCGAGGGGAAACCGGUCUUGACUUUCUUCAAUGGAAUAUCUCUACCGGAGCCUUAUGGUUGGGGUCAUGGUAUCAUUCAGAUUCUCGAUGAGUCUUAUACGAGCAUUUACAAUGUUUCGUUGACUGCUGCGGAGGAGAACUUUGUGACGAUCCCAGAACUGGACCCCACCCAGCUCGUUUCGUACCUUGAUUUGCACGAAUCCAAGAUCACUGCAGAUGACACUAUCCUAGUGACUGUCUACAACGUCACUCAGUACGAUCUGAGCUCGGUCGGCGGCCCAGUUGAUGGUUGGGUGUCCGACUCUAUCUUCUACGAGCUAGACAUUAAGACCAACGAAAUCCUUUUCAAAUGGAGCGCACUAAGCCACGUUGACCAGAUUCCCAUUUCGGAUGUGUUGGAGUUCUACCCCUUGGCAGAUUACGGGAAGAACCAAUCUCUUCCAUAUGGAUAUUUCCAUAUCAACUCAGUCGAAAAGUUUACAGACGGGUCAUACUUGAUCUCCUCGCGUUACUAUAGUUCAGUUUUCAAGAUCGCGAAGGACGGAUCGGUAGAAUGGACUCUACAGGGCAAAUCUGGAGGUGACUUUGAGCUUGGCGAAGGUCUUUCCUUUUCCUAUCAGCACGAUGCUAGAAUUCACCGCGAGGUGGGAGACACUGUUCAGAUCAGCAUCUUCGACAACGCGAACUCGGACGUCGUCUCCGGCAUAGACCAGACGAAAGGCAUCUUCAUGAACUUGAACACAAAAACCAUGAAGGCAACUCUUGAUCGUGCGUACAUCGAUCCCCGAGACACAGUCUACGCCCAUUCCCAAGGAAAUUUGCAGAAGCUAGACGAUGGACACGUCGUGAUGGGAUACGGUUCAACCCCUAAGAUCCGAGAGUAUAGUUCAGAUGGUUCUGUCGCCAUGCAGGCUCAAUUCGGACCUGGUGAUGGUUACAUUUUCUCGUACCGCGCUUACCGUCUCCCGUGGGUUGGCAAGCCCAAGACAGCACCAGAUGCUUUUGCUUGCAUAGAUGCUGCAAAUAAUAAGACCAUGGUGUACAUGAGCUGGCUUGGUGCGACAGAACACCGUGCGUGGAAGGUUUUCACAGGUGCGAGCAACUCUAGUCUCACUCUGGCUGCUCAAGUGGAGAAGACUGGGUUCGAAACCGUAACAAGCGUACCAGGACAGUCGCCCUUGGUACGUGUUGAGGCUCAGGGACGUGGUAUUGGUACAUUUGGGGCUUCUCCUGUUAUAUUGUCCCAGGAUACUUGCUGA
This is a messenger RNA of Annulohypoxylon maeteangense, 1577 nucleotides long. Its product is annotated as ASST-domain-containing protein. The record is from RefSeq and is a predicted model, not a curated record. NCBI's taxonomy places the organism in Eukaryota, Fungi, Ascomycota, Sordariomycetes, Xylariales, Hypoxylaceae. The coding region runs from base 33 to 1577 and encodes 514 amino acids. The transcript is spliced from 3 exons.